Molecule: messenger RNA, 1713 nt
Organism: Plasmodium gallinaceum
Lineage: Eukaryota; Apicomplexa; Aconoidasida; Haemosporida; Plasmodiidae
Product: tRNA pseudouridine synthase, putative
Exons: 1
Coding region: 1-1713 (570 amino acids)
Biological process (GO): tRNA modification; mRNA pseudouridine synthesis
Cellular component (GO): mitochondrion
Molecular function (GO): pseudouridine synthase activity; RNA binding
Source: RefSeq, a predicted model, not a curated record
AUGUUAUAUAAGUAUUUUUUCCUUUUAAUUUAUAUAAUAUGUUUACAAAGUUAUUUUUGUUUAUAUAAAAAAAGAAAACCUUUUUAUCUUCAAAUAAAUAUUAAGAAAAAUUAUAAAAAUAUAAAUACUUGUAAUGAACCAAUAAAGCGAUAUUUUUAUUUGUUAAUUAAGUUUCCUACAUCUUCUAUUAGGGGUUAUAAAAACUUUAAAUUGUUAUAUAUAAAUAAAAUUACAAUUGCUAUUGAUAAAAUAAAAGAAAAAGAAAGAAAAAUAUAUUUGGAUAAACAAUAUAAAGAGGACAAAAUAUUCAAACCGGGAGAAAAUAUUUUAUUAAAUAGUAAGAAAAAUGUUACCAAUACACAUAAUACAGGAAGCGAAAAUAAUUUUAAAGAAGAAAAAAAUAUUCAAAAAAAAAAAAUUGAAAAUAAAAAAUAUAAAGAGUUACAUAAUUUAGAAGUUAAUUUGAAGAAGUGGAAAAAUCAAAAUGAAAAAAAUACGAUAAAAAAAAAAAGAAUAAAGAAAUCAAAAGAUUUGAUCGAUGAAGAUAAUAUAAAUAAUAGGAAAGAUGUAUUUAGUAAUAAUAAGAAUGACAAAAAUGAAGGAAAUAAAAAAAUGAAAAAUGAAAAUGAAGACAAAAAAGAAAAGAAAAAAGAUGAAAAGAAAAAAGAUGAAAAGAAAAAAGAUGAAAAGAAAAAUAGAAAGGAAAAUGAAGAUGAAGAUGAAGGUGAAAAUGAAAAUGAAAAUGAAGGUGAAAAUAAAAAAAAAAAGAAAAAACAAGAAGAAAUGAAUAAAGAAGAUGAUAAUAAUUCAAAUAGAAAUUUUACUUUCGAAAAAAGUAGUGUUGAUAAUAUUGCAGAUGAUGGAUAUUUCUCUAAUUCUAAAUCUUCUAUUGAUUUUUUUAUAAAUCAGCAUAAAGAUAUAUUAUUAAAAAGUAAAAGUAAUAUAAUGAAAAUGAGUUGUACAAAUGUAAAUAAAAAUGUAAAGAGUGAAGCAAGCAUUGAUGAUAUAUUAUAUGGAGGAUUUUUGAAUAUAUAUAAACCGGUAGAUUUAUAUUCUAUGAAAGUAUGCGAAAAAGUUAAAUAUGUUUUGAAAAAUUAUUUUUUUAGUUUAAAUAAAAAAAAUAUAGAUUUGAAAGUUGGACAUGGUGGAACAUUAGAUCCUUUUGCUGAAGGAGUUUUAAUUAUUGGUAUUCAAAAGGCAACAAAAAAACUAUCUGAUUUUUUAAAAUGCUAUAAAAAAUAUUUAGCAUUAUCAAUUUUUGGUUUUGAAACAGAUACAUUAGAUAGAGAAGGAAAAAUAAUUAAGGAAAAGAAAAUUCGUGUAUAUAAAAAAGAUAUUUUUGAAAAUAUAAAAAAUUUUAUUGGAUGGAAGGAUCAAAUACCUCCUAUAUACUCAGCUAAAAGAGUUAAAGGAUUAAGAUUAUAUGAAUAUGCAAGAAAAAAUAUACCUGUUCAUAUAAAAUCUAAUAAAGUUCAUAUAAAUAAUAUAAAAUAUUUAAAUGAAUUUGAUUUCCCAUUCUUUGAUUUUCAAAUACAUUGUUCUGGGGGUACUUAUAUAAGAAGUUUAAUAAGAGAUUUUGCAUAUUCUUUAAAUACUUAUGCCACUUUAAUUAAAUUAAUUAGAAUUGAACAGAAUCAAUAUAAAUCUAUAGAUUCAUUACAUUAUGAUAAUAUAAAUAUACAUAAUAUUAAAAAAUAUUUUAUCAAGUUAUAA